Daldinia loculata is the source of this 1492-nucleotide messenger RNA. Its product is annotated as xylose isomerase-like protein. NCBI's taxonomy places the organism in Eukaryota, Fungi, Ascomycota, Sordariomycetes, Xylariales, Hypoxylaceae. The record is from RefSeq and is a predicted model, not a curated record. The transcript has a single exon. Bases 117 to 1139 code for a protein of 340 amino acids.
GUCAUCAUAACUACAUAGAUUCAAGAGUAUACAAGUCCUCUUCUCGCUAUCUCGACUUAACAACUGCAUUUGAAGUCAGGUGUAAAAAUACAGCCGACUAAAAUCGCAUUUGUCGCAUGAUGUCUGUUGACUACCAAGGUACGAAAAUUCCAACAUGUUAUGCUACUUGCAGUAUCGGACAUAAGGAAUCCCACACGCUUCCCCUGAAGCUCAAGGCAAUAGCGGAUGCCGGAUUCGACGCCAUCGAACUGUCUAUGCCAGAUAUCUUGGCUUAUGGUAAGAUGCUCUAUGGUCAGGAACUAGACCCUAAAGAUUACGACGCACUAGUCGAGAUUGGAAAGACGAUCAAAACGCUGGUGGAAGAGCAUAACCUCAAGAUUUUGAUGCUGCAGCCUUUUGCCAACUUCGAGGGCUGGCCGAAGGAUAGCGACGCAAGGAAGGACGCGUUUGAGCGUGCCGAAGGCUGGAUGCGUAUCAUGGAAGCUGUGGGCACGGACAUGUUGCAAGUAGGAUCAUCCGAUGCGCCCGGGAUAUCGUCGUCCAUUGAUGACUUAGCUGGCGACUUGGCCGAGCUGGCGGAUAUGUGCGUCGCCAGAGGGCAGCGCAUCGCGUACGAGAACUGGUGCUGGGCUACGCACGCUCCGAGCUGGAAAGACGUAUGGCGUAUCGUCGAGAAGGCCGACCGGCCGAAUCUCGGUUUGUGUCUAGAUACCUUCCAGAGCGGUGGCGGCGAGUGGGCAGACCCGACCACAAAGUCUGGAUUAGUUGAGGAUAUCUCACGGGAGGAACUCGAAGCCAAGUGGAAGCAGAGCCUGGCCGAACUAAGCAGAACAGUCCCGCCUGAGAAAAUCUACCUCUUACAGAUUUCGGAUGCCUACAAGAUGGAACCCCCCAUAGAAGCCAAGGCCAAUAAGAAGGGGCUACGACCAAGGGGCCAGUGGAGCCAUGAUUACCGGCCGUUACCUUACGACGGGGGCUAUCUUCCUGUUGAAGACUUUCUAAAGGCUGUACUUGGGACUGGGUUUAGAGGCUGGUUGUCUAUCGAAGUGUUCGAUGGCAAGGGACCGGAGAAGUACUCUGAUAUGCAUGAAUUUGGCGAGAAGGCCAUGUCUUCACUUGUGAGGCUAUUGAAGACAUAGAUGUAAUUGAAAUAGGGGUAUUGCAUAGCAUGUUAUACUGGCUGCUCUAUAUUCUUCAACGGAUCGAUAAAUCCGCGUGCUGAUUAUAGGUCUUGAAUAUAAGAUCAAAGUUAUACAAGGACAAGAGAUAUCGAAGCGCCUUGUUAUUAGCCAUAUCUUCCCAUGGUCUUUACUAUAUUGAUAAUAAGAUAGUACCUUCGAAGAGCUGAAUGUUCCUCGUCACGAUUCCAAGCUGUUAUUAGAGUUUAUGUAUUCUUGACUAUGGGUCACUAUGAAUUUGAAGAGGCUUAGGGCUGAAGCUUGCCUAGCCGACUUCGUGGAAGCAAUAAAUAAUAGUGGUAGAAGCCCUCGAG